CUUGUGAUCUCCGAAAUCAAUAAAAAAGCUCGCCGGAAAGCUGUUCCGUUGAGGCUUAUACGUUUUCCGGCGAUGGGUUCUGGCUUGUCGUUCAUCUUUCUUCUGUUCCUUUCAACGAUCAGUAGCAUUUAUUCGGAAUCCACGUUGAAGUUGCCGUCGGAAAAGGACAUUACCGGCGCGUACUGCGAUAGUUGGAGGCUGGCGGUAGAAACGAACAACGCAGGCGCUUGGGGGCGAGUGCCGGCGAGUUGCGUGGGGUUCGUGAAGGAGUACAUGUACGGAGAUCAUUAUUGGAGGGAUAUUGAGGUGGUCGGAAAUUUUUCAUCGGCGUUUGCGAAGAGUGUGGGAUUGGGCGAAGAUGGAAGAGACGCGUGGGUGUUCGAUAUCGACGAGACGCUGUUGUCCAAUUUGCAGUAUUACGCAGACGUCGAUUUCGGAUCAGCAUUGCAAGCCAGUUUGAAGUUGUAUAAGGAGCUUCAGGAAUUGGGGUUCAAGAUAUUUCUCUUAACUGGAAGGAGCGAGUACCAAAGGAAUGCCACAGAGAUAAACCUUCUACUUGUAGGGUACCGAAACUGGGAGAGACUCAUCUUAAGAGGGUCUUCUGAUCAAGGCAAACCAGCCACUAGUUACAAGUCUGAGAAGAGAGCAGAGUUGGUGAACGAAGGUUACAGGAUUCAUGGGAGCUCUGGGGAUCAGUGGAGUGAUUUGUGGGGUUAUGCAGUGGCCUCGCGGUCUUUUAAACUGCCAAACCCAAUGUAUUAUAUCCAUUAGCUUGAAAAUGGUUUCUCAGCAAUCUGUAUUCUUUUUCAUGAUUGCUUGUUGUAAUACCAGUCCAAUGUCCACGAUUU
Abrus precatorius (Indian licorice) is the source of this 848-nucleotide messenger RNA. RefSeq names its product acid phosphatase 1-like. Bases 73 to 771 code for a protein of 232 amino acids. The transcript has 3 exons. Lineage: Eukaryota; Viridiplantae; Streptophyta; Magnoliopsida; Fabales; Fabaceae. The record is from RefSeq and is a predicted model, not a curated record.